AUGACAACUGUUUUGAUUCCACCAGAAGCAAAAACGAUUGACAAAUGGGCUUUUAGAAAUUACACAUUUGAGUCAUUAAUAAUCCCAAAUCAUAUUCAGUCAAUUGAAGAAUAUGCUUUUAAUGAUUGUACGAACUUAAAAAGUGUUGUUAUUCCAGACUCUGUGACUUCGAUUGGAAAAAAUGCAUUUGAUGGGUGUCCACUCACUUCCAUUGUUCUUUCAAAAAAUUUAACUUCGUUAUCUAAUGGAGUAUUUUGUGGAAACCAAUUGGUUUCUUUUACUAUUCCUGAUACCAUUCUGAGUCUUGGGACAAAUGUAUUUUACUCAAAUAACUUUCUUUCUCGAGAUAUUAUUAUUGGAUCACAAAAUCUAAACAUUAACGGAUUAACAUCAAUUGAAAUGUCUGAUAACGUUACCCGAAUUGGGCCAAAUGCUUUUAGUUUAUUAGACAAACUAAUUCACAUCAAAUUGUCAAGUAAAUUAACAGAGCUUCCCGAUUGCACGUUCAUUGACGACCAAAGUUUACAAUGUGUUGAUAUUCCAAAUUGUGUUACUAAAAUUGGACAGAGAUGUUUUGAAAAUUGUCCUCUUGAUAAAAACAAAGUGUUUAUAUUACACAAAAACAUUGAAAUAAUUGAUAAAAACGCUUUUAAUAAUUGCAAAUUUAAAGAAGUUGUUAUUGAAGGAAAGAUCAAAGAAAUUUCAGAUAAUACAUUUACAAACUGUUUAUCUCUUUCUAAAAUUACUCUUCCCGAAACGGUGACAAAAUUUGGGGACUACUCAUUUGAAAAUUGUGGGUUUGAUCAAGUCUUUUUUAUGAAAAAUUUAAAAGAAUUUGGGUUUGGAGUCUUUUCUAAUAACAAAAAAAUUAGUGAACUUGUUUGGGAUGAGAAUUUUAGACAAAUUCCAGACAGUUUUGUAAAAGGCUGUGUAAAUAUCACCAAAAUAGUUAUAUCAAGUACAGUCACUGCAAUUGGACAAUGUGCAUUUUAUAAUUGUAAAUCGCUUAUAAGACUUGAGUUUCCGAAUUCGGUUGUUAAAUUUGGAAAUUAUGUUUGUAAGAAUUGUGAGCAUUUAAAAAAUGAAUGUUCUUAUUGUGCCAAAUUAAGUAAAAUCAGAAAUAUUGAAAAUAUCACAGAAGUCGAGCAAAAAGGUUUCAAUAGAACAAGUAGUCUCUUUGCACAUGGAAUUCCAAAUACAUUAAAGAAAAUUGGUUCUCAAGUUUUUUCUAGUUGCGGCAUUAAACAAUUUGUUUUUCCAAAUAUAGAAAUAUAUGACCAUGCUUUUUCUGGCAACUCCAAACUAACAAAAGUAGUUUUUUCAGAAGGGGUAAAAACACUACCAAAUGGUUGUUUUAAUGAAUGCCCAAAUCUUAAAAUUGUUGAAAUACCAAACAGUGUUGAAUCGAUUGGAGAUGAAUGUUUCAGUAAAUGUUCAAGUCUUGAAGAAAUUACAAUUCCAAACGAUGUCAAAACUCUUGGAAAUUAUUGCUUCAAUGACUGUAAGAACUUGAAAAGUGUUAUUAAAAACGAGAAAUUAAUUUAUGAUCGAAACGUGUUUUCUGAAUGUUUAAAACUGACAACCGAAAAAGUUGUUAAAAAAGAAAAUCUAAUUAUUGGGACUGUUGCCGACAUUCCAUUUGGAUUUAGAGCAAUUGAAAACAGUGCAUUUGAAGACAAUAAUAAAUUAGAAGAAGUUAUAAUGCCAGACACAAUUAAUUACCUUGGAGAAAAUUGUUUUAAAAACUGCACUAAAUUAACAAAAGUUGUUAUUUCUAAAAACCUAAAAAAAUUGAAUGUCGAGGAUUUUGCGGGGGGUGUUAGUCUUAAGGAAAUUGUACUUCCAGACGACCUAAAAACUAUUGAAAAGGCUGUUUUUGUGGAUGUAUUAAUCUCUCGAAAAUACGAAGUUGAUACACUCAAACAACGCGUUUUUGAGAAUUGUGAAAAGCUUGAAAUUGUUGUCCUUCCAGAUAAUUUGAACGACAUAAAAGAUUCGGCGUUUACUAACUGCAAAAGUUUGAAAGAAUUGGUUUUUCCUCUACAUCUAAAAUUUGUUGGAAAAAAGUGUUUCCAAAAAUGUGAAAAACUCGAAAGGGUUGUGUUUAAUAAAGAAUUGUAUUCAAUGGGGAAUCUCAUGUUUGGUGGUUGUAUUAGUUUGAAAGAGGUUGUUAUUGAUAACAUCGAUGUUCCGUUUAGAUGUUUUGAUGGAUGCACUAAUCUUGAAAAGGUAGAAUUUAAAAUCAAUGUUAAAGUCUUGAAUAAAUGGUGUUUCAGAAAUUGCAAAGCGUUAAAAGAAAUCACAUUACCAAAGACUUUAAAGUUUGUUGACGAACAGAAUGUUUUCGUGGGAUGUGAUAAUUUAGAAAAAAUCAUAUACUCUGAAAACAGUUAA
Molecule: messenger RNA, 2394 nt
Organism: Entamoeba invadens IP1
Lineage: Eukaryota; Evosea; Mastigamoebida; Endamoebidae
Exons: 3
Coding region: 1-2394 (797 amino acids)
Source: RefSeq, a predicted model, not a curated record